UUUGUUUUUUCUUCGUCUCCUUUAGAAGAAGUUCUGUCCUGUGUAUUCCCCUGCUCCGGCGGUGGGGUGGAUUGUUCCAACUCUUUUUUUUUUUUUGUUGGUUUUGUCUUCCAUUUCUUCAUCCUUCACGACACUCCCCAAUCCAGCACGAUGGCUAAGAUUCACUGUUGGUGGGCCUUAAUGGAUUUAUUUGGUUGGAUCUAUCAGAGGAAGAGAGGGAACAGAGUCCGUUGCUGCUUCCUUCACAUGAGCGAGCCAAGACAUGGAUUCUUUCUAGAAGAAAGAAGACGGCUCGCUGGAUCUUCGUACACGUGUUCACAUCUCACGCAAAGGGGGCAAUAACCGUUUUGUUAUGGAUGCCUAGGAUCGUGAUGCGUAGGCUCGUUGCUGACUUUGCUGACAGAGACGAAUUUGUGUGCUCAAUCUAUGAUCUUGAAAAGAAGAUCAAGAAGAAUUUGGAGAGGAAUCUGGAGAAAGAGCGUAAGAAAGAGCUUAAGAGAUUGAAGAGUCUUCCUCCAAUUUCUCAACUAAGAACUGGCAUAGCAACUUUCUGGUCGAGUUUCUUACUGGACUCUACUACUACUCUUCUUGAUUAUGCACAGUCUAAGCCCUCCUCCUUUCCAGACGAGUUCAUGAACGAUUUCAUGCGCCGUAUUCGUAGAGCAGGCUGGUACCAGGAAGAGAAGAACCUGGAUUACACGGUGCCAAGGAGAGUCUUGGACAGGCUUGCUGCCACUUACUCUCAGCCAGUGGACAUGGUUGAAGACCCUUUUACCCUCAUUGCUCUCUUAGAGUCCAGGGUUGAGGCAGAGCAGGCAAGGGAAGAAGCUUAUAGGAGAAGACAAGAGAUGGUCUUGAGGAAGCAUGAAGAGAAGCAAGCUAAUCAUGCAAAAAAAAUGGAGGAGAAGGCAGAGAAGGAAGCAUUAAACAAGGCCAUAAAGGAGAAGAAAAGGAUUGCCAAGCAGAAGAACCAGAUGGCACGUAUCGGGGCUAAGUCAUGUGGUUUGACUUAGUCCCCACGGUUUCUUCGGUAGUACAUUCCACUCUUUUUAGAUCGAUCUGUUUGAAAUUUCACUUUCAUCAUUCGAUCUGUUUUAGUAGUUACAACUUAAACAAUAUAGAUCGGUGGCUUUUAUGCAGUAAUAACUCAGAAGUGACACCAAAUCGCUUGGUUUAUUGAUUGACUAGUUUUAUUACACUU
Messenger RNA from Camelina sativa (false flax), 1201 nucleotides. RefSeq lists its product as uncharacterized. NCBI's taxonomy places the organism in Eukaryota, Viridiplantae, Streptophyta, Magnoliopsida, Brassicales, Brassicaceae. The record is from RefSeq and is a predicted model, not a curated record.